This is a messenger RNA of Boeremia exigua, 1274 nucleotides long. RefSeq lists its product as uncharacterized. The record is from RefSeq and is a predicted model, not a curated record. NCBI's taxonomy places the organism in Eukaryota, Fungi, Ascomycota, Dothideomycetes, Pleosporales, Didymellaceae. The coding region runs from base 210 to 1058 and encodes 282 amino acids. The transcript has 3 exons. Gene Ontology annotation, molecular function: oxidoreductase activity.
UUGUGUCUUGCAUACACGCGGCCGUCCAUCGUUGGCCAAUGUAGUACUCUUAGUGGGACCGUUCAGGUGAUCCAUCACUCCGUCCUGACGUAGAGUGGCUGUUGACGUAGGUUUGUCUGGACCCUGGCCAUCACAAUUACAGCCAUAAAGAGCGCCCCAACGCCCUGUGGCACGGUAUCCGGUAUCCUACCCCAGCGAACGAAGAUAACAUGGCACCCCGCGUAUUCCUCAUCACCGGUACUUCGACGGGCUUUGGAGAAGAGCUAGUCAAGGUCGUACUCAACCAUGGUGACCACGUCGUUGCUACAGCUCGCAACAGCUCAAAAUUGAAGUUUGACGGCGCGAACGACACCAACAGCCUCUUCGUGGAUCUCGAUGUCACCGAAAAGAGCUCUAUCGACAAAGCUUUCGAGGCUGCAAUUAAGAAGUUCAAGCGUAUUGAUGUUGUUGUGAACAACGCCGGUUACGGUCUGAGUGGGCCUUUUGAGACCUUGUCUGAUAAACAGCUGCGGCAGCAGAUGGACAUCAACUUCUUCGGGUUGAUCGAUGUCACAAGGAAAGCCCUGGAAACCAUGCGCGAACUCAAGACUGGGGGCGUGAUCCAACAGGUCACGUCCAUCGGGGGCCAGAUCGGUGUACCGUCUUUCUCCAUCUACUGCGCGUCUAAAUGGGCAGUCGAAGGCUUCACAGAAGCGUUGUCAAAGGAGCUAAAGCCCGAGUGGGGUAUCAAACUGACGUGCAUCGAGCCCGGCGGCUUCCGAACAGACUGGUCCGGUCGCAGCAUGGAGUUUGGCGAAGUCAAAACCGAUGCGUAUGAUCAUAUUGAUCCACGCAAGAAUGCACAGAACAGGCAUCACACUCAGCCCGGCGACCCUGCAAAGGCUGCUAAGGUCUUCUAUGACCUGGCUGUCAUGCAGGAUCCUCCGAUUCGCUGCGCUGUUGGCACCGAUGCGUACAAGGCUAUGACCACCAAAAUUGAUGCAGCCAAAGAAAAUGUAGACAAAUUCAAGGAGUGGACUAACAGCACUGACGUAGAGGGGUACAAGGCCCCAAGUUAGGUGCCACAUGAGGCUGAGAUACGUGAGGAUGGAAACUUGCGAUCCACUUCUAGCCCCACGUUGCACAGUUUCAACGCAUGUUGACAUCAUUGUGCUGCUCUUGACCGGAUAUUAUUCCAUUCAGCAUGUGUUCUGCCUGAGACAGUAUGGCGACAGAACAACUGUUCGGUACCACCUUGCUGUGUCCGCAGCCACAUUACGCCUCAACCGAGCGCC